Messenger RNA from Coccinella septempunctata (seven-spotted ladybird), 3026 nucleotides. RefSeq lists its product as uncharacterized. Bases 374 to 1813 code for a protein of 479 amino acids. The transcript is spliced from 6 exons. Lineage: Eukaryota; Metazoa; Arthropoda; Insecta; Coleoptera; Coccinellidae. The record is from RefSeq and is a predicted model, not a curated record.
AAUUCCAAAUAUUUUCCAGGAGUGUUAGACGCAGGAUAAAAGUGUUGGAUCGGAAAUCUUUGGAAGACUCGACUCCUAGCCAUUUCGAGUACUCCACCAUCAAAUUCAUACCUUACUAUAUAUAUUGUACAUGACGUUCUAAGCCAAGCUCAUUCUAUCCAUGACAAAACUACUCCAUCCACAGAAAUUGAAGAACGCGCUCUAUUCAAUUUGUCUAACACCGCAAUGAGCAUAAUAACAGUGUAAUUUCCUCCCAACUAUACCAAAAAAAUUUCCACGUCCUACUUCACUACUUUUUUCACGUUUCAGAAAUUUUCCGGCGUUUUCAACACUCGGAGUUUCGAUUUUCGAGUUUUCCAAAAAGAAAAUCGAUAUGUUUCUGUCGGUUAAGUCGUUAGUGUUGAUCAUGACUGUGACCAGUGCUCUAGUUGAUUUUUCUCGGAGUGCACCAGUGAAAAAUCGGUUUUUGACGACGAAGGAGUUGGAAGAGGUCAUCGUCAGGUAUCUGGACGAAUACUACGAGAAGCACAUAGGGCAGGCACAGCCGACUGAUCGAAGUUUCAGGGGAAGAAAUGAUUCCUCCAGGAAGAAGGUUGAUAUUUACGAUGUCAUGCAGGGCGAUCAGCCUGUUGAAGAUGGAAAUAACGUGGAAAACCGACAGCAACCCUCCAAUUCGACUGGGAAUUUAACAGAUAUCAACGCACUCCAGGCCUCCAGAAAUCGAUUUCCGAUUGUUGAUGUGGAGAGCAGGACCAAGGACAAUUGGAUCCAGCUAUUGAAGAUGAACAUCCUGCAGCAGGUGGGACGGGUGAACUCAUCAGGGGCAAAUAUGAUGUUCAACAAAACGUCACCCUUGAAUCUGACGCAAUUUUUUCCGAUGAACGAGCAAUCCAACCCGUUGGAGGAGUUUAUAUCGAAAAAAAUCAGGACCUUCUAUCCUUCAUGCUCUGCCCCAGAGGGUGUUACCCAAGAGUUCAAGGCGGAGGAAAAAAUGAUGAACCUCUACUUCAACUACACGCAAGACGACCAAACCAAUCAGAUAGCCGAGGCUACUCUGAGAUUACACGCGCUGAUCCUGAAAAAUUCCACCCAUCUUGAAAACGUCAAUUGCACCCAUCGAAGGGAGGAGGAGGAGAAGGUUUACAGGAUUUCUGCGUAUUACUACGUCAAGAAUCAGAAGAACAAGAGGAAAACGAAGAAACGUCUAUGUGACAGCAGAGUCAUCGCAGAAACCAGCAGAUACGUGGAGCUCAACAUGGCGAACGCUGUCAGGGCUUGGAAUAAGGAACAGAACCUAGGUCUGGCAGUGGAAGUGGAAGACCAAGACGGGAAAUCGAUGAAGACUGAGAAAUACUUCAUGGGACCUAGUUGCUCGGUGGGCAUCUCCACACCAAAACCGAUCCCAAACAUCCUCCUCGACAACGCCGAGGCUUCGGAGCAGUUUCUCAGAAUACUGGGAAGAAAUACAACAUCGCCCCCUGCUGGUACUCUAUUACUGCUACCCACCCUUGAGGUCUGCACCCUGGGAUCUCCUGUAGGCGGUCCGAAGGGUUCCAAACUGCGCACCAAGGAGUGCAACUUGCGCCAGCUGCAAGACCAGGCGCAGAAAGUUCUGGAAAAAGACAAGCUAGAACGUUUGGCCACUCUGACGUCGGAACUGAGGCCGACCGCCAGCGCCACCCAUCGGCAUCUUCGACACCAGAGGAACUACCUGGAGGAGAAGCUUGCCGAGAGUGACACCAAGAUAUUGAUGACUAAGGAGCAAGUGUUUGAACUCUUGCAAAGUUUAAAUCUGACGAAUAUACGUACUUGAGCAUGUUUUAGUUGAAUAGGAAAAUUGUUGAGGAGGGAUGAACAGAAUUCUCACUAGGUUCUUCCAAUCUAGCCAAGGUUAACUCUUGAUCUGUCCCAUCUAGCUAUCCACUUCAUAAUAAAUCCAUUUAUAAGUCUGAAUUACCUGAUGAUUGAAUAAUUAAUCCGAAACAGGUGUGCAGUUGCUUCUAAAUAGGCUCUGGGUGGACAGUGAUUCUUGUCUUGGAUUAUUUGUUGUUGUCCAUCUCUGUUCAUUUCUCCUGUAUCCAAUAGGGAAUGUAAGACUGUUUUAGGUAUUUAGAAAUUCGAAGGAAUCAGCGUUACUUAAUAUCUGCCUAUUUAUUUUAUAGUACCACUUAUUCUACCCUCACAGAAAAUAACCUAGCUGCAUAAUAAGAUCAUAAAAAAUAAGUAUUUGAACAAAACAUAUCAACAACAGAGAGGGGAAAAUACAAGACCUCAUGAUCUUGCCUAAAAGAAGCUCAUACUUUUAUUUCGUUAUUUGAGGAAUAUACAGGAUGGUUUUAAAAACAGAAGAAGGCUGGACCUCCACAUCUUUCGAAUAAUUCAAUUUCAAGGGUUUAACAGAAAAUGAAACGAAUUUUUACUUCAAUUACUCUCUCUGUUUUCAUAGUUUUCGUCUUUUCUAUUUUUAGAAUCAUCCCCAUUCUGCAAUUUUUCCACAAUUUUAAUACUCAUUGCAAUAGAAAUCGUAUUCUGUCUGAAGAAUUUCAAUAUUUCGAACAUAUUCUUGUGAAAUAGUAUUACCAUAGUGUAUAGAUGUUAUAGACAGGGUGUUAAAUAACUGAAAUUCAGGUAAUAUGGUGACUAUAAAUACCUGUCAUAUGGAGAGAUAUAGAUUUAAUUUCAAACCAUAUUUUAGUCCUCGAAAUUCAUUCAUUCACCCUCUAUGUACAAUGAUAUUACAGAAGCCCCAGUUAUGUACUUAAUUUAGGUAUAACCUACCACAAUAAUAUACGCGAAUAUGAAAAAUUAGUUCAUCGUGUAAAAAUUGUACUCUGUAAAUAAUUUCUUGCAUUUCUUGAUAGGCCCAUUAGAGUUAAGUGAACUUUUGUAUAAAUUAAGUCUUUAUUGUAGAUAUUUCGAAUUUUCUUUACGUACAGACCCAUGUUUUGUCUUUUUUUUAUUAUAGAUAAGUUUUUUUUGAAAAUGUACUAUAUCUUAUAUUGUAUUAAAGUUGUUUGAUAACUGAA